Enhydra lutris kenyoni (northern sea otter) is the source of this 3634-nucleotide messenger RNA. RefSeq names its product nucleosome assembly protein 1 like 4. The transcript is spliced from 19 exons. Gene Ontology annotation, biological process: nucleosome assembly. The coding region runs from base 1118 to 2428 and encodes 436 amino acids. Gene Ontology annotation, molecular function: chromatin binding; histone binding. Gene Ontology annotation, cellular component: nucleus; chromatin. NCBI's taxonomy places the organism in Eukaryota, Metazoa, Chordata, Mammalia, Carnivora, Mustelidae. The record is from RefSeq and is a predicted model, not a curated record.
GGCCACCGCCGCCGCCAGUGCCGCAGCCGCCACAGGCGUGAGGAGCGGACGCGAGGCGCUCGGCCGGGUUAAUAUUACAUGGUGUCAGGAGUGGGAACUGAAGGAGCCAGCCCCUGAGGAGCGACGACCCCCAGAAUCGAGCGAGGUACCCAUAUUUGAGCCCUUUGUGCUCUUUGCUUCCACGAGUUGCCAUCACUUUCAGAGUGCAGCAGCCGACUUAAAUGACGUGCUCUCCUCCAGAGGCUUCAUCUCAGCACAGAUACGUAACGGAUUUCGCUCUUUGCUUGCCUUCCCAAGGCUGCUAUCCUAAAGACCUGUUGACCUGUUCACCUGUAAAAAAUCUUAGUCAUUAACAGACGCAAAAAAUGGCCAUUUGUUCAAACCUCUGGUUCAAGAUUUAGGAUAACUUAAUCUCAGAAUGGGAAUACUUCCUGAAAGACUUCAGGGCAUUUUAAACUUUCUGUACCCCAAGGUCAAAUGUGAAUUACAGGGUUUUCUUGGCUUGGGUCACAGUUGGAUUCCAAACCUUAAUAGCUGAGCCCCUUUGUGCCACACAAAAGAACACCAAACUGGACCCCAUUGUUUGGGAUGACCAAUAUAUUUUCUCCUUUAAGACUUUGAAGGACGGUAGUAAGUCCGCCUAUCCUCAGACACCCAGAUUAUCAGCUACGUUUUCCCUUUCGUAGAUGAGAAGGAAGUAGGUGCCCUCAGAUAACUUAUCCCAAAACAUGGGGCUAUCACAGACCCCUAGGUUACUCUGGCCAACAGUUAGGUCCACUGCCUGAGGUUACAUCCCCCUGCCGUAGCGCUCUGCUCGCCACCACCCUUAGUCGAGGCUACUAAAGGGAUAGGGGAUCUUCCUCAACCCUCUUGACAGUGUCGGGGCUAUUGAGGCUCUCUUGAAGUCACGCCACACCCAGUACCUUUGAGCAAGCUCUUUCCUCCUGUCAAGCCCUCUUACUGACCCCCACCCCAUCCCUCUUGUUCACGGUAGUAGUCUUAGCCCUGCUGCCCUUCUUCCCUCUUCCGCUGAUGGAACUCCCCACGACUGUCUUUCACAGAUCACCUGUUGACCCUAUAAGAAACCCCCGUGACACACAGUGAUCUUUCCUGGUUGAUGGGUGACUCUUACCUGAACUGUGGAAGUCCCAGAAGAUGGCUCCCGCAGCGAGGACCAAGGAGUGACCAGGGAAGAGCAGAGCUGACCCGUGAAAGAGAGAAGCAGAGUUGGAGAUCUGAAGGCUGUUGGUCCCACAAAGAAGAGGGACUCUGCUUUGUACCCAGAGAUCAAAACACUCAGAUGGCAGAUAACAGUUUUUCAGACGGUGUUCCUUCAGACGCCUUGGAGGCUGCUAAAAAUGCAAGUCACACAGAAAAGCUCACUGAUCAGGUGAUGCAGAAUCCUCAAGUUCUGGCGGCUUUACAGGAACGGCUUGACAGUGUCUCCCACACUCCUUCCAGUUACAUAGAGACCCUGCCGAAGGCCGUCCGGAGGAGGAUCAACGCGCUGAAGCAGCUGCAGGUGCGCUGCGCCCACAUCGAAGCCAAGUUCUACGAGGAGGUGCACGACCUGGAGAGGAAGUACGCCGCCCUGUACCAGCCCCUCUUCGACAAGAGAAGGGAGUUCAUCACCGGGGACGUGGAGCCGACGGACGCCGAGUCAGAGUGGCACAGUGACAACGAAGAGGAGGAUAAGUUGGCGGGCGACAUGAAAAAUAAAGUAGUCAUAGCAGAAAAAGAAGCAGCAACAGCAGAGGAGCCAAACCCCAAAGGAAUUCCAGAGUUCUGGUUCACCAUCUUUAGAAAUGUAGAUAUGCUAAGUGAGUUAGUCCAGGAGUAUGAUGAACCGAUCUUGAAGCACCUGCAGGAUAUCAAAGUGAAGUUUUCAGACCCUGGGCAGCCUAUGUCUUUUGUAUUAGAGUUCCACUUUGAACCCAACGACUACUUCACCAAUGCAGUCCUGACAAAAACGUACAAGAUGAAGUCAGAGCCGGAUAAGGCCGAUCCCUUUUCCUUUGAAGGUCCUGAAAUAGUUGAUUGUGACGGGUGUGUUAUUGACUGGAAGAAAGGGAAAAACGUGACAGUCAAAACAAUCAAGAAGAAGCAGAAACAUAAGGGCCGAGGCACAGUGAGAACAAUUACCAAACAAGUUCCCAACGACUCCUUUUUCAACUUCUUCAGCCCGCUGAAAGCAUCCGGAGACGGAGAGUCCCUGGACGAAGACUCGGAGUUCACAUUAGCCUCUGACUUUGAAAUCGGACACUUCUUCCGUGAGCGGAUAGUCCCGCGGGCUGUGCUGUACUUCACGGGGGAGGCCAUAGAGGAUGACGACAACUUUGAAGAGGGUGAGGAAGGAGAAGAGGAGGAGUUGGAAGGUGACGAGGAGGGAGAAGAUGAGGACGACGCCGACAUGAACCCCAAGGUGUAAUUUUUGUCUGUUAUUCAUGCAUUUUUUAGAAGGAGCCCAGCCAGCCCUCGGAGUGCAAACAGCAGUGAGGAGCGAGCGCCCCCCGGCGGUAGCGGCGGGACUUGUCGCGGCGGCCCCAGCACUGUAGCGGCGGUGCUUUCUUCUAACUUGUUUUCAAGUGCAUGAUUUUGACUUUAACUUUUCCUUUAUCCUUAUUAUUUUGCUUAACCUGUACAGUGGCAGCUUAAAUGCAUUUCAGAAAUAGGAGGUUUGAUUCCAGCACCCUCUGUGGCCUUGGGUGCAGCCCAGUGGACUUUCCCAGGCCCUGCCUCCAGGAGGGCCCCACAGACCCCGGGGGAAGGGGGUGGCGGAAGGUCAGGCGAUGCCAAGAGCAGAUGUCUGGCGGGGGGGGGUGGUUCCGGGGCCUCUAGAACCAGUCACGCCCCUCCGCGGUCGGACUGGAUUCUUCUUCCCUUGAAGAAACCUGCGCGCUCUGUGUCUCCACCUCUCGGUCUCCUGUGCUCUAGCAGUCUCAGAAGAGCUGCUGGGCGUUGGGUCCUGUUCUCCGCAGAUCACUCCGUCUCUGGUUCUGUGUCCCUCGGGGUGCGGCCGGGGCGGCGAUGUGCCCCAGCCCUGAGGCACGAGUGUUUGUGGUUCAUCCUCAUAUUUAUUUAUUCUUUCCUGCUGGUGAGGGCUUGGGACGCUUGCUGUCACUUGUCCUUACACUCUCAGGAACCAUGUGUGUGACGGGUGACCUGGCGACUCGCCCGGCGGGGGUGGUGGUGGCUCCCAGGGGAGCAAGGCCUGUGGAGAAGGAACCUCUUUCUGUCCUGCCUGCGGCUGAGGGCGGGAGCCCGUUUUCAUGACACACAGACCGCCUGGCUCUGGGGGGCGGCAGGCCUGCAGGUGCAGGUGAGGGGCCGGGGCUGGGACGUGCUGCUGUCCUCCUAGCGUGUCCAUGUCAAGUCUUGCUUUGCACUGCCCCCACGUCUUGGCCCCGUGCUCGUCUUGUUCUAAAGCCCUGGGUUCAGAGCGACCUGUUCUUGGCUGGCGUGUGGGGUUUCUGAGUGUGCGACCAUGGUCUCUGGCAGCCGGGGACGUGUGUCCACACUGUGACCAGGCCUGUAGAGUGCUCGGCCUUACUUCUAAUAACAUUUGUAACUGAAUACGGUGUUUUCAAUUUGUACAGAAUAGUUAGAAUAUUCUAUUAAAGUUGUGAAACAUGGA